GUUAAUGCUGUUGGAAUUACUAAAGACAAUUCCUCCUAAACUUAGAGGAACAAGCAUUUAUGGACGGCUUAGAUGUCAAUGUCAAGGGGCCAUUUUUGCUUACUCAAGCAAUGGCAUCAACUCUCCUUGACUCCUUGAAAAAGAAAUGAAUGGUGGAGCUAUUGUAAAUGUUUCAAGCAUUGUAGCAAAGUCAGGAAAUAUGGGACAAGCUAGUUAUUCAGCAAGUAAAGCAGCUCUUCAGGCUUUAACAAAAACCUCUGCAAAAGAAUUGGCAAGGCAGGGAAUCAGAGUAAACUGUGUUCUUCUUGGAUUCAUUAACACCCCAAUGAUUGCUGCAGUUCCUGAUAAAGUUAAAAAUAUGGUUUUACAGUUCACAACUCUAAGAAGGCUAGGAGAGCCAGAAGAAAUAGCGGAAGUGGUAGCCUUCUUGCUGUCAGACAAAAGUAGCUACAUAACAAGUUCCUGCAUUGAAGUGACAGGAGGCUUCAACAUGUGAAUCAAAGUGGUAACCAUUAAUGUACAAAUUAAUUUUUAUCUAUUUUUAUAUGAGUUUAUAUUCUGGAUUAUUCUAGACACUUAUAUUGAACGAUCUAUACUUUUUAACAUAUAUCAAACACGAGUGAGACUAGUUUUAUGUAUAUUGAACCAGAGUAAGACUAGUUUUAUGUGGAAAAUGUUUACAUUAGCAUUUUAGGAAUUAAGCCAAUGUAAACUGCAAAAACUAUUUCUAUAAAUAAUGAUGUUGUGAUUUUAAUACCAGCUGUGUAGACAUCAUCUGAUUAAUUGCACACAUCCAUGGCCCAACCAGGUUAAGGCCCCACCAGGUUAAAAAUCGAGUUCUGAAAUCCCUAUUAGAGCAUGGGAGGUUCAUUCAAACUACCAAACUGAAUUCCUACCAAUUACAUACACCACUUGUGAGUUUUAUUGUCAAUAAUUCUCAUACGUAGAAGUUUUAAUGUCAUUAAUUCUCAUAGAAGUUUUAAUGUCAUUAAUUGUCAUGUGUACUUACUGCAUUAUACUCUAUAGUUUAUAGCGUAUAAUUUAUGCUUUGAUGUACAAGGAAUAUUAACUUACUUCAAGUAUUAUGCACAUCUUGAAUAUUAUGGAAUUAUUUCCCCAUUGGUUCCAAAUACAGCAAAAACAACUGCUAGUGGUGGCAGAAACAAGAGGCAAAGAAGUUGAAUAUAUUUGGCGUGAAAUCAUAUGGGUAUUAAUCAAUGCAAUGGUGGCAAUUUAGGCAUGUUGCCCCCCCCCCACCCUCUCACUAAAUAAAUAGAAAGUUAAGCAUUUGAAAGUAACAAAUGCCAUGUAAAGCAGCUUAAUACUAUUAGUACAAAAGAGAUACAAUAUGUUUAUUAUACAUAUGACUGGACUUUGUGUUGGGGAGUACAUGCAGUUGUUAUUGCAGUAUCGAGGGGUACUGAUACUGCACUAACAAGAGCAGCCAAAAUUAAAACUUGUAAUCUGGAAAGCUUUGGAUAACACUCCUGAGCUUGUAGUAUCCAGCUAAAAGAUUAGGGGUCACAAAAUUAGAGCUGUCUAUAGCUCUUCAAAAGAAAAUUUUGUUCCUUUUAUAUCAUCAAUUUUGCUUCCUGAAGGUUAACCUAAUAAUUUUUCUGCUUUGAGCUUUGGGGUUUGGCUCAUAAUCCUUUUGACUUGCCAUCAAUUGGUCUUCUUGUAGCUGCAGGCCAGUUUGUUUCACACCCAUCAUUUUCCUUCUUCCUGAAACCAAACAACUUGCAGACUGGUCAGACAACACUGUGACCAUUUUCUGCUCAUUGAGAGAUUUCAUAGCCUGGGUAUGCAGACAGUGAGUGUGACUGGAAUAGGAGUUGAUUCAACUGAAGACAGUUGUUAAGCGACAGGUUUGUACAAUGCAUGCUAUAUGAAAAAAAAAGUUUCACAAUGUUUUGUGGAGGUUAUGCAAUGCAUGGGCAUUCUAGAAUUUUAUUUCUCAAGAAGUUUGAUGAUGUUAAAACCUGAUAUCUUAAAGAUUCUGAAUUACUAUCUGCAUAGCUUAAGUUUGUCAGAUAGCAGUUCCAGAAUCUUUACCCUCCAAAAGAUGUUAACCAUGCUAUGUUGUAUGGGUUUCAAGUUACACUUCAACUAUUUUUAACAGCAGCUAAUAAGAGUAUUUGUUGUCCAACACUGUUUAUACGACUGACUGAAUA
Messenger RNA from Macrobrachium nipponense, 2171 nucleotides. RefSeq names its product (3R)-3-hydroxyacyl-CoA dehydrogenase-like. NCBI's taxonomy places the organism in Eukaryota, Metazoa, Arthropoda, Malacostraca, Decapoda, Palaemonidae. Bases 146 to 496 code for a protein of 116 amino acids. The transcript has 4 exons. The record is from RefSeq and is a predicted model, not a curated record.